CAAUCCUCCCAACAAAAAAAAUAAAGAAAACAAUUCUUGUUCAUAAAUAAAACCUAGGACACUGACUGCCAGAAUGGGUGACUCAAUUGUCAACAGCAGUGGUGCGGCAGCGGCCAAAGUCAGCGCUGCGACAGCCUUUUUUGAGGCAAUCUGGGAUGCCGGCAUCACUCACUGUUUUGUCAACUUGGGAAGCGACCAUCCAGCAAUGCUGGAGGCCAUGGCCAAGGCCAAAGAAGAGAACUCGAAGAACUUCCCCAGAAUGAUCACCUGUCCAUCGGAAAUGGUUGCUCUUUCAGCUGCCAUAGGCUUUGCCCAGGUCACUGGUGUUCCACAAUGCGUAAUCGUGCAUGUCGAGUGUGGCACCCUGGCGAUGGGCCAGGCGAUACACAAUGCAUCGGUCGGGCGUGUCCCAGUGCUCUGUUUCGCUGGCCUUACCCCGUUCACCCAGGACGGAGAGCUCCUCGGCUCCAGAACCGAGUUCAUUCACUGGCUUCAGGACGUCCCGGAUCAAGCCGCAAUUGUGCGUCAGUACUGCCGGUAUACAGCGGAGAUCAAAACCGGGCACAACAUCAAGCAGAUGGUAUACCGCUCGCUGCAGUUCGCACGAUCCGACCCGGCCGGCCCAGUCUAUUUGAUGGCGGCUCGAGAGGUCUUGGAACAGACUGUGGAUUCGCUACCUCUCACGAGCGAACUAUGGAGCCCACUAAAGCCUUCUUCCCUACCCGAAGAUGACGUCGAAAUGAUCGCACAAACCUUGAUGGAAGCAAAGCGACCACUGGUGAUCACGGGGUACCUUGGACGAAACCCGCGAAGCCCCAAGGUUCUUGCCGAGCUUUGCGACAAACUUCCAAUCAGUGUCCUCGAAACUGUUGGCUCAGACAUGUGCAUCCGGAGCGACCACGAGGCGUAUCUCGGUGUAACCAUCACCACUCAUGACGCUGUGCGGGAGGCUGACGUUAUCCUUGUCAUCGACUGUGAUGUUCCGUGGAUCCCGACCGCGGGCAAACCUCGAAGUGAUGCCAAGAUUUUCCACCUCGACGUGGAUCCGUUGAAACAGCAGAUGAUCGUCUACCACAUUCCGGCUAGUCACAGAUACAAAGUCAGCGCCGAACUUGCCCUCAAGCAGCUCAACAGAUACCUGGACAGGCAGCAACUUGACCCCUCCAAGUAUGCCGCUGCCUUUGAGGCACGAUCCACGCGGUACAAGAACUGGAGAGCAACCUUGGAUAGUCGUGAGGUGAUCUCGCCAGGAGGCCCGAUCAAGGUUCCGUAUCUGAUGUCACGGUUGCGGAAACUGCUGCCGCAAAGCACUACAAUCGUCCUGGAGGCAGUCACAAACGCGCUCCCAGCUAUUGAGCAUCUGCAUUUGACCGAGCCAGGAAGCCUCUACGCUACCGGUGCGGGCGGGCUAGGUUGGAUCGGCGGCGCAGCGAUCGGCGUCAAGCUGGCCAGGCCCGAGUCAUUUGUCUGCGGCAUUGUUGGCGACGGGACUUUCCUGUUUUCACAGAUGGAAAGCGCCGCCUGGAUUGCCGCCCGGUACAAUACUCCAUCGCUCCUGAUUGUCCUCAACAACGGGGGUUGGAACGCACCGAAGGUGUCCGCGUUAGCGGUCCACAAAGAGGGCUACUCUUCCAGGGCAAACAGGAGAGACCUUAAUAUCUCCUUCGACCCUUCCCCUGACUACCCAGGAAUUGCGACCGCUUCAGGAAAGGCUUGGGGGGCCACCGUCACAUCUGGCGACGACGUGGACCGAGUUUUAGAAGAGGCGAUCAGCGUGGUUCGCGGGGGUAGAAGCGCAGUCGUGGAAGUCCACGUACCAUCAAUAUGGCCUGAGAAUUAGUUUCACACUCGGCCUAGGUUGGUCGAAACCCAAGGAGCGUGAAAUCUAUACAAGUUGUGUUCGACCGUGUCUGUAAAGACCUAUGAAUACUUUAGAAAUAGCAAUCGUGUCUUGCACAAAGCUUUGGUGAAGCUGUAGCACCUAG
Phialemonium atrogriseum is the source of this 1985-nucleotide messenger RNA. Its product is annotated as thiamine pyrophosphate enzyme, N-terminal TPP binding domain-containing protein. The transcript is spliced from 14 exons. Bases 74 to 1840 code for a protein of 588 amino acids. The record is from RefSeq and is a predicted model, not a curated record. NCBI's taxonomy places the organism in Eukaryota, Fungi, Ascomycota, Sordariomycetes, Cephalothecales, Cephalothecaceae. Gene Ontology annotation, cellular component: acetolactate synthase complex. Gene Ontology annotation, biological process: L-valine biosynthetic process. Gene Ontology annotation, molecular function: magnesium ion binding; thiamine pyrophosphate binding; acetolactate synthase activity.